Messenger RNA from Pelmatolapia mariae (spotted tilapia), 850 nucleotides. It is a transcript of the gene h3f3d, whose product is annotated as H3 histone, family 3D. Gene Ontology annotation, molecular function: DNA binding; structural constituent of chromatin; protein heterodimerization activity. Lineage: Eukaryota; Metazoa; Chordata; Actinopteri; Cichliformes; Cichlidae. The record is from RefSeq and is a predicted model, not a curated record. Bases 111 to 521 code for a protein of 136 amino acids. The transcript is spliced from 4 exons. Gene Ontology annotation, cellular component: nucleus; nucleosome.
UAUAAAUACCACCUCCUCAGCCCUCAGGGCAACAUAGAGAGGUGACUAACAAGGAGGACGCAUUGAAUUUCCCCGAGCAACGAGAGUAAUCCGAGACUUACAGGUGAGAAAUGGCUCGUACAAAGCAGACCGCUCGUAAAUCCACAGGAGGAAAGGCGCCUAGGAAGCAGCUGGCCACCAAAGCAGCCAGGAAAAGCGCGCCAUCUACUGGUGGAGUGAAGAAACCCCACAGAUACAGGCCCGGUACUGUUGCUCUGCGUGAGAUCCGUCGGUACCAGAAGUCCACUGAGCUGCUCAUCAGGAAGCUGCCUUUCCAGCGUCUGGUCAGGGAAAUCGCUCAAGACUUCAAGACGGAUCUGCGUUUCCAGAGUGCAGCCAUUGGUGCUCUCCAGGAAGCCAGCGAGGCCUACUUGGUCGGCCUGUUUGAGGACACCAACCUGUGCGCCAUUCACGCAAAGAGGGUCACCAUCAUGCCCAAGGACAUUCAGCUGGCCAGGCGAAUUAGAGGAGAGAGAGCAUAAAUGCUUUUGGAUUUUUAUCUUUUUAUUGGGUUGGGGGUGGGUGGGGGACUGACUGGGGUUUGUUUUGUAAAUCUUGAACUAUUUACCAGCAUGUGUGCCACCUUAUGUGAUUUGUAGUUUGAGGCAUGUUUUUGUACUUCCAUUUCACACACUUCCUUCAGCUGUCCUGUUCACUAGAGUAGUGCUUCAUAUCUGUAAAUCCUAAAGCAGAAUAUCUCACUUCCUUCCUCAGGUCUGCAAAUGUAUUUUAGGGUCUGUAUCUUUUUAAUCCUGUGUGUGCAUGUCAUAGGAUUUCUCAUUGUGCUGUAAAUAAACUUUCCGCUACCUCA